Daucus carota subsp. sativus is the source of this 1204-nucleotide messenger RNA. RefSeq names its product GDSL esterase/lipase 6. Lineage: Eukaryota; Viridiplantae; Streptophyta; Magnoliopsida; Apiales; Apiaceae. Gene Ontology annotation, molecular function: lipase activity. The record is from RefSeq and is a predicted model, not a curated record. Gene Ontology annotation, biological process: lipid metabolic process. The transcript is spliced from 4 exons. Bases 23 to 1105 code for a protein of 360 amino acids.
AUAUGAUUUACCACGACACAAGAUGGAGAGAAGAGUGACAUCUUCUGUCAUUUUUCUCCUUGUUAGCCUUUCUGUAACUCCUGCAUUCGCACAUAAUGUUCAGGCAAUUUUCAUUUUCGGAGAUUCGUUAUUCGAUGCUGGUAAUAAUCACUACAACAAGAACUGCAGCGCCCAAGCCGAUUUUCCACCUUAUGGAUCGUCUUAUUUUCACCAUCCUACCGGAAGAUUUACUAAUGGCAGGACUGUUGCCGACUUCAUAUCUCAAUAUCUUGGAAUAGGAAUUCAAAAGCCGUUCCUCGAGGCACAACUGGAAGUGGCAAACGGAAGUAGGAAGGAGUAUCCAUCCAACGGAAUCAACUUUGCUAGUGCUGGCAGCGGUCUUUACAGAGCAACAAAUCGUGAUCUCGGGGUGACACCAAUUCAAGACCAACUUCAGCAAUUCCAGGCUCUGACGGAUCAAAACCUCAUAGACAGGAAACUGGUGGAACGAUCAUUGUUCUUUUUUGAAUCGGGUUCAAACGAUGUCUUCAACUUCUUCCUUCCAUUUGAUGCUCCAACAGUCACUCCGGAUGCUUAUGUCAAAGCCAUGUUAGCUGAAGUGGAACACUUUGUGGAUCAAAUUUACAAGCUAGGGGCUCGAAAGAUUGCCCUUUUCUCGUUAGGUCCCGUUGGUUGCGUUCCUGCAAGGAGCCUUCUUCCUGGCGCACCUGUCAACCGAUGCUUUGGGAAAAUGAAUCGAAUGGCGAAAAAUUACAACAGGGGAGUGGAAAAUAUUGCCAAAAAUAUAUCAAAGAAAUAUCCUGGAUCAGUUGGUGUUUUUGGUUCAGUGUAUGGUAUUUUCCAGCUAUAUCGUACCACUCCAAGUAGGCAUGGUAUCACCAACGUAACAGACGCAUGUUGUGGGGAUGGAACAUUGAGAGGGAUGUUGCAAUGUGGGCAAGAAGGUUACAAAGUAUGUGAGAACCCGAAUAAGUACUUAUUUUGGGACUAUUUCCAUCCAUCGGAGCAUACAUAUAAACUCAUGUCAAAGUCCUUGUGGGCCGAUAACAAAUACAUACACCCCAUGAAUUUGAAGACUCUGGCCAAUCUUACUAUUGUAUUAUGAGCAAAUAACACAUUUUGAGAGUAAUAAAUGUGUGUUACUCCCAUUAUACUAACAUUAUUAUAGUCAUUGAAUAACUAACAUAUAUAUUAUUAACGGUUA